This is a messenger RNA of Eutrema salsugineum, 1602 nucleotides long. RefSeq names its product probable xyloglucan galactosyltransferase GT19. Gene Ontology annotation, molecular function: glycosyltransferase activity. NCBI's taxonomy places the organism in Eukaryota, Viridiplantae, Streptophyta, Magnoliopsida, Brassicales, Brassicaceae. The transcript has a single exon. The record is from RefSeq and is a predicted model, not a curated record. The coding region runs from base 48 to 1370 and encodes 440 amino acids.
GAGAAAAAAAGGAAACCACCACUCUCACUCCGACAACCUCCAUAACUAUGGCUUCCAAAUCCACCGUCACAGCAUUGACCAUCAUCUUCUUCUUCUUCUUCUUCAUCGAGCCUAAUGUUUCACAGCAAAUCUCAACCGUCGAUUCGGAAUGCGCCGGCCGUUGGAUCCACAUCCGUACACUCCCUUCUCGAUUCAACCUCGAUCUUCUCUCAACUUGCAAUCGCUACCCAAUCACCGACGAUCUCUGCCCUUACUUAUCCAACCACGGUCUCGGCCCAAAAACCCAUACCCGUACCCGAAGCUGGUAUCGAACAGACCCGCUUCUUCUCGAACUCAUUUUCCACCGUCGGAUCCUCGAAUAUCCAUGUCUCACACCCGACCCGAAUCUCGCCUCCGCCGUCUAUCUCCCUUACUACGCCGGAAUCGAUUCUCUCCGUUACCUUUACGGACCCGACGUGAACUCCAGCGCUGAUCACGGGUCGGAUCUUCUCGAGUUUCUGACCCGAGACUCGCCUGAGAUCUGGUCUCGCCGCUCGGGUCACGACCAUUUCCUCGUCAUGGCCCGACCCGCUUGGGAUUUCUCUCAGCCGUUGACCGUUGACCCUCCCAUUUGGGGAACUUCGUUCCUCGAACGACCCGAGUUCUUCAAUCUCACCGCGUUAACGCUUGAAUCGCGUUUCUGGCCGUGGCAGGAGCAAGCGGUUCCUUAUCCGACGUCGUUUCACCCACACAGCUUGCCGUUUUUGGAAUCGUGGAUCCGGAGAGUCCGUCGCUCACGGCGAACCUCUUUAAUGCUAUUCGCCGGCGGAGGAGGAACCUCCUCUUCUCCGAAUAUCCGUCGUAGCAUCCGGUUAGAGUGUACCAGCACGAACGUAACCGGAACCGAACCGGAGAUCUCUUCCGAUUUCGGCAAAAUCUGCGAUUUCGUCGAUUGCUCGAACGGGAUCUGCGAGCACGAUCCGAUCCGAUUCAUGAGACCGAUGCUGCAAUCUUCGUUUUGCUUGCAGCCGCCGGGAGAUACUCCGACUAGGAAGGCGACGUUCGACGGAAUCAUCGCCGGAUGCAUCCCGGUGUUUUUCGAAGACCAGACGGCGAAAAUGCAGUACCGGUGGCAUUUACCGGAGGAAGAAUUCUCGGAGUUCUCGGUGACGAUCCCGAAGGAAGACGUGGUUUUCAGGGGAGUGAGUAUCGCAGACGUGUUGAUGAAGAUACCGAGAGAAGAAGUCGAGAGGAUGAGGGAGAGAGUGAUAGAGAUGAUGCCUAGAGUAAUGUAUAGAAGACAUGGUUCUUCAAUGGGGUUGAUGAAUAAGAAAGAUGCUGUUGAUAUCGCCAUUGAUGGAGUUUUGCACAAGAUCAAUUCUAGAGUUUGAUCACACGUUAAAAUACAGGUAUUUAUCAUGUUGUUUGUUGUUCUUGUUUAAUAGUUAAUUCUGUUGGAAUUUAUUGUAACUAUAGUUUAGUUGAGAAGAUUUUACAUUAACCUCAAAUCAUAUAUUUUGUAUGUUGGAUACGAAAUCUCAAUGAGGUUUUGUUGGUUAGUAGUAUUAGUUGUUAAAAUCUGUAAUGAAUGAUAAGUUUCAGGGGAUUUUUACCCUUCUUUAU